Messenger RNA from Harpegnathos saltator (Jerdon's jumping ant), 1771 nucleotides. It is a transcript of the gene kra, whose product is annotated as basic leucine zipper and W2 domain-containing protein kra. The transcript has 8 exons. Bases 217 to 1479 code for a protein of 420 amino acids. Lineage: Eukaryota; Metazoa; Arthropoda; Insecta; Hymenoptera; Formicidae. Gene Ontology annotation, molecular function: protein binding. The record is from RefSeq and is a predicted model, not a curated record. Gene Ontology annotation, cellular component: membrane; cytoplasm.
UGAAUAUCGGAUACAGUGUGAAUUAUUCGUAAGAAUUUACCGCCAUCCGUUUUCCUAUCUACAAUCCGUCGACCGUUGCUUCUUCUCUGUCGGAUUCUCUUUGGUUUCGCUGACCUCAAGUAUCAGAGUCCUCCUUGUUACAUCUCAUAUUGGUCACGUUCAUCUGGACAACAGGAGUGGUUCUACGGUUAUACGUGCUUCUAAAAAGGUUAUUGUAUGAGUCAAAAAAUAGAAAAACCGAUACUAUCAGGUCAACGUAUAAAGACCAGAAAAAGAGAUGAGAGAGAGAAGUAUGAUCCAACGGGGUUCCGUGAUGCAGUUUUGCUUGGCUUGGAAAAGGCUGGUAACGACCUAGAAGCAAUUUCUAAAUAUUUGGACGCGGCUGGUUCCAAGUUAGACUAUCGUCGAUACGGGGAAGUACUAUUUGACAUUUUGAUAGCUGGAGGCCUUUUGGUUCCUGGUGGUUCCAUUGCUCAAGAUGGCGACAAACCAGUUAAGACCAGUGCAUGUGUGUUUGAGCAGCCAGAGGAUAUGGAAUCUAUGCGGAAUUUUGAGCAGGUUUUUAUCAAGCUCAUGCGACGAUAUAAAUAUCUGGAAAAAAUGUUUGAAGAAGAGAUGAAAAAAGUUUUGGUAUUCAUAAAGGGAUUUUCACCUAAAGAACGCAUCAAAUUAGCUAGAAUGACAGCAUUAUGGAUUUCUAACAGUUCUGUACCACCUACAGUACUCUCAGUGUUGAUCAAUGAACAUCUGGUCAAAGACAAUUUGGCAUUGGACUUUCUUUUAGAAGUUUUUGUCACCUGGAAACAAGAGAAAGGUUUAUCCAGUUUAAUGACUGCUUUGAAGAAAGGAGGUAUCGAAGGAAGACUGAUGGAGUUUGUACCACCAAAUAAACGAACAGAAGAACACUUUCGGUCUGUGUUUGAGGCAGUGGGCUUAGCUGACAUUGUGAAACUGCAUAAGGCUCAGGCAAGUCAGGAAGCUAAGCGAGAUCUGCAACAACUCCUUCUGGACGAUUUAGCGGAUAAUAGGCCGAUGAAGGAUAUUAUAUUCGAUCUCAAAGAAAUGGCACAAAGGAGUGGCAUUCCCGAACAUGAAGUGAUUGGAUUGAUUUGGGUUGUUGUAAUGGGACAAGCCGAAUGGAACAAAAAAGAAGAAUUAGUCGCUGAACAAGCACUGAAACAUCUAAAGAUUUACACUCCACUGUUCGGUGCUUUCACAACCACUGCCAGAUCUGAACUCGCGCUUAUCCUCAAGGUCCAGGAGUUCUGUUACGAGAACAUGAACUUUAUGAAAGUCUUCCAGAAGAUUGUUUUACUCUUUUAUAAAACGGAUGUUGUCUCAGAGGAGGUAAUAUUAAAGUGGUACAAGGAGGGCCAUUCAGUCAAAGGUAAAAUGCUCUUCUUAGACCAAAUGAAGAAAUUUGUAGAAUGGUUGCAAAAUGCCGAAGAAGAAUCGGAAUCAGGAGAGGAAGAGGAUUAAAAGCACUCUCUCAAGACGCAUCAUUGCCAGAAACAAGAAAAAUUGACAUAGUCCCGAAUUUUCAAAAUGGGUCAACAAUUCAAUAUCAAUCGUAAAAAGCACUUGACAAAAGUCCAGUUAUACAGAUAAAUAAAACAUAAGUCAAUGUUAGGUACUGUAUGUUGGAUCAAGUGUAUAAGAAAAUAGGAAAUUUUUAAAUCGUCAAUAAAUUAAUGCUAAUACCCAAUCAUCAGUGUGAAAGAUGAACUGUAAAUUUGCAAUGUCUUUGAAUUGUAUUACUUUAAGAAAAAAA